Messenger RNA from Chenopodium quinoa (quinoa), 1833 nucleotides. Its product is annotated as THO complex subunit 6-like. Bases 375 to 1487 code for a protein of 370 amino acids. NCBI's taxonomy places the organism in Eukaryota, Viridiplantae, Streptophyta, Magnoliopsida, Caryophyllales, Amaranthaceae. Gene Ontology annotation, molecular function: protein binding. Gene Ontology annotation, cellular component: transcription export complex; THO complex. Gene Ontology annotation, biological process: mRNA export from nucleus. The transcript has 13 exons. The record is from RefSeq and is a predicted model, not a curated record.
AUUUUCACUAAACUAAACAUCAAAUUUUACCAAACGUUAAUACUUGUACAAACUAUUUUUGCCCAACAUGCCUGUAGACAUUGUCAAUUUUAAAAGGCCUUACAAAUGAAAUGUCAAAACCACACCGAUUUAAAAUCGACUCGAAAAAUAUUCGAUUCAUAUUUGGACUAGUGUGGACACAAUAAUGUAGCAUGACUCAUCAAUACUCAAGUUUAUAAAUUGACCCAACUAAACUCGAUCCGACCUCACCAAACCCGAUCCGGACACCUGAAUUGGCACCCUUUGUUUUACUAUAGUAGGAGUGUAGGACUAUAGAAGAGUAGAAAACGAACAUGCAUUAGACUGAAAAUUAAGAAACUGAACAAUAACCAACAAUGGUGAUGGAUGCUACCAACUGGGACGAAGAUGCUUACAGGAACACCAUCCUCCAUGAAAGAGAAACUCAAUGUCGAACAGUUUUUCGUGCCAUUUUUGCUCCUUCAAACCCUAACCCUAAUCCCGACAUUGUUGUUGCUGCUUCAAGUGAUGGUUCAGUUGCCGCUUAUUCUCUCUCCUCCAUACUCUCUUCCAUUGAAUCGCGCUAUGGUGUCCCGACUCCUCAACAAGUGUUUGCUGCUGAACCUUAUUGCUUUCUUCAAGCGCAUGAGGGUCCUGCUUAUGAUGUUAAGUUUUACGGUGAUGAUGAUGAUGCUUUGUUGUUGAGCUGUGGAGAUGAUGGCCGGAUACGAGGUUGGAAAUGGAAGGAACUUGAAGAGUCAGAGACACCUAUACAUAAACAAGGCUCCCAUGUAAAACCUUCUAUAGACUUGAUGAAUCCACAGCACAGGGGUCCGUGGUAUGCUACAUCUCCAAUAUCGGAGAACAAUGCAAUUGCUGUUGACCACCAGAGAGGAUCCAUAUAUGCUGCUGCUGGUGAUUCCUGUGCAUACUGCUGGGAUGUGGAGACAAGUAAGAUUAAGACUGUGUUUAGGGGACAUUUGGACUAUCUGCAUUCCAUUAUUGCUCGAACGGGCAGCAAUCAGAUCAUAACUGGAUCAGAGGAUGGUACAGCAAGAAUUUGGGACUGCCGAAAUGGAAAGUGUGUUCAGGUGAUAUCUCCAAAGCGAGAGAGUCUAAAGGAAGUUUCCAGUGUUAGCUGCAUUGCUCUAGAUGCGAGUGAGAGUUGGCUGGCUUGUGGUAGCGGAAAAAGUUUAUAUGUUUGGAAUCUUCUGGCUUCAGAACAAAUUUCAAGGAUCAGUACUCCUACAACUUGCCAAGAUGUAGUUUUUGAUGACAAUCAUAUAUUAACAGUUGGAGCUUCAUCAAUGCUUAGUCGAAUGGACAUGAAUGGCAAGAUCCUAUCUCAAAUAAGAUGUGCUCCUGAGUCAGCAUUUUCUGUCUCCUUGCAUCAGUCGGGUGUGAUAGCAGUUGCUGGGUAUACAGGGCUGGUUGAUGUGGUAUCGCAGUUUGGAAGUCACUCGUGCACAUUCCGAUGCACAUCCGUAUGAUCUCCCACUUUAUAUAGUUAUGCUUCUAUACGAAGUAUGUUUCUUAGACUUUUUGGUAGAUAGAUUUCCAUUUUUGUGAAGGUUCAAGUAUUUUUUUUUUUUUUUUGAAGAAAAGGUUCAAGUACUUGAGCUAUGUAUCAUUAUACGAAAAAAAUAAGUUGAAGAUAUGAUUAUUAGUGUAUAUCUGAUUUCCUGAUUACCUUUCAACCUCCUUUUGGAAAUAUUUAAUUUUUAUAGUAUUGCUCCAUACUAUAGUCCUCUACAUAUAGACAAUCUUGUAGUUGUAUUUGUAAUUUUCAGGUGACAACUUUUACAGCUAAAAAAAAAGGUUUUGCAGAAAGAUAUU